UUCCUCUGUGUCUCUUUCCAAACGUGUCAGUCAACCAGUCAGUCAGUCAAUUAUUUGUGUGUGUGUGUCUGGUGGGGAUGCCUGAAAAAAGCUCGUAACCAUCCUUCAUCUCUAUGACCGGCGGACACAAGAAUCACAGACGAGAUCGAGGAGACGAACAAUUUCUCACAGUGGAAAUUCCUCAAUCACUUUACCUCCUGGUAUCACUACUGUUGCCGUCUAUGAGCUGCGCCGUGGCAGCGGAGCGGGCUUUCCUGAAAUCCUGACACACGGAGAAACCCAGUAAAAGCUCCCAGUAGCUCCAGCAGCAGACGCCAUGUCUUCUCCUUCCCUCCCCAUGCCGUCUCUCCCACCCAGCCCCCUGGCCAUGGAGUACCUCAACGACUUUGACCUUCUCAAGUUUGAGGUGAAAUCGGACACGCCUCCGCUUCCUCCUCCAUGUUCGUACCCCAAAUCUGGCCUACCCCAUGACCCCUCGAGCUCUCCGUACACCAGCAACCCUCCACAUGACUCCAGUUUGAGCUCCAGUCCUUACAACUCGCUGCCGCCUUCGCCGACUCUCAGCGAUGCGCACCCGCCACCCUCGGGCUCUUCCUCCAUCUCGUCAUCGUCCUCCUCCAUCUCCUUCCCUCUGUCCAUAUCCAACAGCUUCACCUCUGGCAUCAGCUCUGGGUCCCAGGGAAAUGUGGAGAGCAGUCCCGCACAUGGUGGCCCUCAAGGCCCCACUCCUGCCUCUCUUGAGGACCUGAUAUGGCUGGCGGCGCUGCAGCAACAGUUUGGAGGGGAGGUGACGGGGCCGGCCACUUUGCUAGGAGCUUUGGGUGGAGUUCCAGAAAGAGGCGACAGAGAGAGGGGACCGGGGAAUGGCUUUCUGGGAUGCGAAGACGCCGUGGAAGCUUUGCUGAACUCAGCUGCCGCAGCGGUGAGCUCGCAGUUCCCAGGUCUUUCUCAAAGCUCAAGCAGCAACCUGGGAGACUCCAGCAGUGACAGUGGAGGAGACAUCUCCUGCACCAAGGCGGCAGACAUGUGCCAUCGUCCGCUAGUCUUCCUGUCAUCCGCCCCUCCCACGCUCCCUAAUGGCGCCCCUGCCUCAGUUCCUUACCCACAGCCACUCAGCCCCCAGGGCCGCCUUCAUCACCACCAACAUCACCAUCAUCAUCCUCACCAUCCCAUUCAUGCCAACCAUCACCAUCAUCACCAGUCACACGUCAGCCAGCCAUGCGGGGUGAACGAGCGCUUCUCCGACGAGCAGCUGGUGAGCCUGUCGGUGCGCGAGCUCAACCGACACCUGCGUGGCGUGAGCAAGGACGAGGUGGUGCGCCUGAAGCAGAAGCGUCGCACGCUCAAAAACCGCGGCUACGCCCAGUCCUGCCGCUACAAGCGCCUGCAGCACCGGCACGCGCUGGAGUCAGAGAAACACCUGCUCACACAACAGCUGGAUCAGCUGCAGUGUGAGCUGACCCGGGUGCUGAGGGAGAGGGACGCCUACAAGGCUCGCUACGAGAAACUCCUCAGCACAAACCCGGGAGCCGGCGGCGAGGCGGCCCCUCAGACGCGCACCAGUAACCCACCAUCCCCGCCCCCCGACUACUUCCUCUGAGUUUAUCAAGCAUUUAAAAACAAGACCAGCCAACAUGGAGCAACAUGCUGAUGAGUGAUGACACUCUGGGGGACGCAGGAGGGGGUAGAAAACUAAGAUCUGUGUGUGUGCAUGGUUGUGUUUAUGUGUGAGAGGCAUUUUAAAGAGAGGCGUUUUCAGGUAGCGUUUGGGCUUUCCAACUGUGAAAAACACACUUUGAAUGGUGGGGGGGGAAUUAAGCAAUGCGGUCUGACUUUGUAGAUAAAGAGCCUUCCAAAAGUUCUCAUAUCCCUUUAACUUUUUUUUUACAUUUUGACACGUAAAAACCAAACACUAUGUGUUUUAUUGACAUUUUUGCUCCUGACCAACACAAAACAGUGCAUAAUUGCGAACUGAAAGGAGAAGUUCUUUUUUUCUUCUCUAAAUCAAAAAACUUUUAUUGUUCAGUCAGCACUUUCUAGAAACUCAUUUUGAGGCAAUAACAGCUGCAAGUCUCUUCAGGGUAUUUUCUCUAAAUAGUUGAACUGAAAAUUUUCCAACCUGACUCCAGCUCAGCCAGAUUCAGUGACAAAAUGUAAAAUCUCAGCACAGGUUUUUAAAUAAAAAUAAAUAAAUAAAAUAAUUUCAUGUCUGGGCCAUUCUAACAACCCAAUAUGCUUGGAGCCGAACCAUUUGGUUGUAGCUCUGGCUGCACCCAUGUUUUUAAGCUUUUGCAGGCUCCAACUAGUUCUCCUCUAUUGUGCAUUUCCCAUCAGCUCUAACCAACAGGUGAAGGGGGGUAAAAAGUAUUUAUGGUAGGAAUGUCAUGCUUUUGGUGAUCAUAUUCCUUCCACUUCACAGUAGUUUUGCUACUUUAUGUUGGUCCAACACAAAAAGAGAAUCUCUGAAAUGCAUUUAAGGGGCAGUAUACUGUAAAAUUGACUUUUCUGAGAAAGAGCAGGAGUUUUUAAAGAGACAAAGACUCAAGAUCAAGGCACUAAAUUACAAAGUAAAAUGUCAUAUUUGAUAGCAGUUUUAUAGCAACUCAAGUUAACAUAACAUUAUGUGCUACAUAAUGGCAUUAAGUGUCUGGAAAACACACAACCCUGCCCCUUUAAAGUAUAUGGUUAUUAAGUUGCAAAAUGUAAAAAAAAGAAAAGGGGAUAUUCAUAUUUUUGCAAAGCACUGAAUAUACACUUUUCUGUGAACACACAAAAACCUCCUGAGAGCUCUCCUGAAAUCAGUGCAACAGAUCAAAAGAGCUUUAUAGUCCCUCACACUGCUGAGCGUGGUAUCUAUGCAAUAAUAGAAUAUAUCUGCUAUGUACUUUCCAUAUGUCCAAAUGAGUAAUCAAGGCUCACUGUAGCAUUUUUUCUUCUUCUUCUUCUUUUGUUUUUUUUUUGUUUGUUUUUUUUACAAUAAGCUGCUAAAGCUGCAGAGGUCUGAGUAGUGCAGUGAUGAUACGUGGAGUGAUAUGGGAUUGGAUCACGUUUCCAUGGCAUGCAGUUGAAUAUUUGCCAGCUAAUAUUUCACAGUUGCCUACCAAAGUUUUUAAGCUCACCAACACUUGUUAUUCUUUGUAAAAAAUUAAAAAAAAGAAUAAUAAAAAAAAGAAUAAUCAUAGAUUAAAGAAUGUACAAGGAUACCUUUCAGAGGAAUCCAUCAGUGAUAGUGACAUUGCUCUUGUGUUUUAGCAAAAGGAGUCUCCUUUUCUUACUAGCUGAACAUAUUAAUUAGUGGCCUUCAGCCAAGAACAAAGUACAGACUUGCUGUUUGCUACAAACAAUCAAGUUUUUUUUGUUGUUGUUUUUUUUUCUGCUAAUGCAGAGAUGUGGGGUUCUGGGAACGUAUUUCGAAGCAAUCCAUCGCAGAAUAAAGACACAGAAAGCUUGGUGUAAAUAGGAAGAUGUGUUUUGGGGAAGACCUUUGCAGGUCUCCUUAUCCAAAGCAAAUUGUGACACCACAGAGCUGGUCACUGUGGACUCAGACACUGUGGGACUAAUUAACAGUUCAGGGAUGAAAACAAAGACGGAAACACACACUGUUGUUGAGAUAUUUUCUGAGCUGGAGGUACAACGCCAGAUUUCAUUCAUUAGAGGCUAUUUAUUUUGUGUGAGUGUAGUUACAAAAGAAAAAAAGAAAAGAAAUCAAUUGUUCUUUUAUUUAUUCACUUAUUUAUUCAGUAUUUAAUGUUUAUUUAUGUACUUCUAAUUAUUUCACUGGUUUCCAUUCCAUUAGUGUGUAUUUUUACUUUCCUACAGUUUAUCAUUUUACUCUGUCGUGACUAGAAUUAACAUUAUUACAGAAGCGAGGGCCAUCGCCGUGGUUUCCCGCUCCCAUUGUAGUGUGGUUUCAUACACGUAUGAAAUAAACAAAGUUGUUUUUUAAAAAAAAAACAACAACAACCUUG
Xiphophorus maculatus (southern platyfish) is the source of this 3968-nucleotide messenger RNA. RefSeq names its product transcription factor MafB-like (gene nrl). The record is from RefSeq and is a predicted model, not a curated record. Gene Ontology annotation, cellular component: nucleus. Lineage: Eukaryota; Metazoa; Chordata; Actinopteri; Cyprinodontiformes; Poeciliidae. Bases 317 to 1600 code for a protein of 427 amino acids. Gene Ontology annotation, biological process: regulation of transcription by RNA polymerase II. The transcript is spliced from 5 exons. Gene Ontology annotation, molecular function: RNA polymerase II cis-regulatory region sequence-specific DNA binding; DNA-binding transcription factor activity, RNA polymerase II-specific.